CAGAGCUAUGACAAAUUGUACCGCCUCGGUAUACAACCGUAUAUUACAGUAUGAGGAGCGCAGAGUAUGGUAUUGACUUAGACUGAUGAAAAUAUCAUGACCCGGUUCUUCAGCGGUCACAUUUGCUAAGUUAGCCGUAACCGUUGGCGCAGCUAAAGCUAGCUCGGUCGUGCCUGUUGUUGUUGUUUACACGUCGCCUUUUCCACUAAAGUGCCUGAAACAAUGCAGAGAGUGAGAUAUUUAAAGAGUGGCUGGCAGCUGCUGAAAUCAAGCUGUGAGGGAGCAGCAAAGCAAGCGAACACCCAGUCUUCGGCUUCAAGAUGUUAUAGCCAUGCAAGCAGCUCCUUCGGGCUCCUCUUUGACAUUGAUGGGGUGCUGGUGAGAGGCAAGACUCCGAUCCCUGCAGCCAAGCAGUGCUUCAAAAACCUGGUGGACCGCAGUGGAAAAUACAAGGUCCCUGUGGUGUUUGUCACUAAUGCUGGGAACUGCAUGAGGCAGACAAAAGCGGAACAUCUGUCACAUCUGCUUGAGGUGGAGGUGUCUCCAGACCAGGUGAUGCUAUCCCAUAGUCCUUUGCGAAUGUUUACCCAGUUCCACAAAAUGCGUGUGCUGGUCUCCGGACAGGGUCCAGUAGAGGAAGUCGCUCAUAACCUGGGCUUUCAGGAUGUUGUUACUAUAGAUGUGCUCAGAGAAGCGUACCCAGUCCUAGAUGUUGUGGAUCACAAUAGAAGACCCAAAGAUGUUGUGCCGCCCACUAAAGGUUUACGGCCAAUAGAUGCUGUUGUUUUAUUUGGUGAGCCUAUUAGAUGGGAGACCAACCUCCAGCUUAUUGUUGACGUGCUGCUAACUGGUGGGAACCCAGGCAGCACUUGGAGUUCAGCGCAUUAUCCUCACAUCCCCGUCCUGGCAUGUAACAUGGACCUGCUGUGGAUGGCAGAGGCCUGGAAUCCCCGGUUUGGUCAUGGUAUGUUCCUGGUGUGCUUAGAGUCUCUGUACAAGAAGGUCACAGGAUACGAACUCAAGUACGAGGCUCUGAUUGGGAAGCCCAGUGUGGUGACUUAUAACUACGCUGAGCUGCUGAUUAGACAGCAGGCUGAAAGACUUGGCUGGAACACGCCUGUGAAGAGGGUGUAUGCUAUAGGUGAUAAUCCCAUGGCCGACAUAUAUGGCGCCAACCUCUACAAUCGCUACCUCCAGUCUUCUCGUCACACCAAGGCACAGAUGCAGGCUCAGAGUGCUGGUGGAAGUAUAGAUCCCUCAGCUGUUGAUGACACCCCUAAAAUGACAUCAGCAGAACUAGGUGGAGCUUCAGGUGUGGCAGAAAGGGAUCUGCCCGAGGGAUGUAGCUCAAUCCUGGUGUGCACAGGAGUGUACAGCAAAGACCAACAGGAGCUGCUCUCAGACCCAACACAAACAGUCACAGAACAACGCAUCUUCCAUGGUCACAGAGACUUCCGCUUCGAUCCCAGCCUCACUCAACCGUCCUUCGUGGUGCAUGAUGUGAAGGAGGCGGUUGAGUUGGUAUUUAAGCAGGAAGGCUGGCCACUACAGUAGGG
This is a messenger RNA of Pelmatolapia mariae (spotted tilapia), 1556 nucleotides long. RefSeq names its product haloacid dehalogenase like hydrolase domain containing 5 (gene hdhd5). The record is from RefSeq and is a predicted model, not a curated record. Gene Ontology annotation, cellular component: mitochondrion. Lineage: Eukaryota; Metazoa; Chordata; Actinopteri; Cichliformes; Cichlidae. Gene Ontology annotation, biological process: glycerophospholipid biosynthetic process. The transcript has 8 exons. The coding region runs from base 223 to 1554 and encodes 443 amino acids.